Nerophis lumbriciformis (worm pipefish) is the source of this 318-nucleotide messenger RNA. The record is from RefSeq and is a predicted model, not a curated record. Lineage: Eukaryota; Metazoa; Chordata; Actinopteri; Syngnathiformes; Syngnathidae.
AUGAUAGUGAAACUGUCUUUCUCUCAGCCUGGACCAGCUGUGAGUGCAACCAAUGUUGGAGCUUCAAGCCGUUCCCCCAGCAAGACUGUGGCUCCCCGUGCAGCGGGCUCCACUGUCAGACAGAGGAAAGCGACGAGCAGUGGUACCCGCAGUGGCGGCAGGGCCACUGGAUCGGCUGGCACUGGUGGAAUGUGGCGCUUUUACACUGAAGACUCGCCGGGUCUCAAAGUUGGGCCAGUACCUGUGCUGGUGAUGAGUCUGCUCUUCAUUGCCUCCGUCUUCAUGCUUCACAUCUGGGGUAAAUACACCCGCUCUUAA